CCAGGAACGAAGACAGAAGCCGUGCAGGGACCGAAGCUGUCAGUGAGCUGUCGGUGUCCGUCCACAGCCACAGUCAGACUAAAGCUCUGUAAUGGGAAAAGAGAAGAGGAGUUGCAUUCAACGCUGUUCGGCUUUUCACCACACAGACAAACGAGCGAGAGGAGAAUAUAGCAGCUGAGAAGUUCACGGGUCUUUCUGUAACAUCUGGCACUUUGCUCUACUUGAGCUGAAGGCGAGAGAGGCUGACUUCACGUUAACAGCCGAUUUCAUCAACUGUUCAGCUCGACGACCUCCAAGUUCACAGCAGUAAGGUUGAUAUGGUUAACAGCAGGGUGGAGGCACCCGCGGUGGCAGUGAUGGGCGGUGGCGGAGGGACAGCGGGCAGGCUGUGUGCAGGAUGUGGAGGUCGAAUCGCAGACCGCUUCCUGCUCUUCUCCAUGGAGCGGUACUGGCACACGCAGUGCCUCAAGUGCUCCUGCUGCCAUGCUCAGCUGGGCGAAUACAGCAGCACCUGCUACAGCAAAGGAGGCAUGAUCCUCUGCAAGAACGACUACAUCAGGCUGUUUGGACACAGUGGGGCCUGUAGUGCUUGUGGACAGUCUAUACCUGCCAGUGAGAUGGUGAUGCGAGCACAAGGCAACGUGUACCACCUCAAGUGUUUUACCUGUGCGACCUGUAGGAACCGCCUGGUGCCUGGCGAUCGCUUUCACUACAUCAAUGGGACGAUCUUCUGUGAACACGACCGGCCGGGAGGUGGUCUGCUCAGUGGACAUCCAACUCCACUGCAGGCCAACAGCAUGAUGUCUGACCAGAAGGUCUGCUGAGGAGGAAGAUAAAAAAAAACCAAAUGUGUGCCUUCUCCCCCACCUUACUCUUCUGUCUCUCCUUCACCGAGCUCCCCUCCCUCUACCUGUAAAUCCUGCCAUUGGUUGACCACCCUUCACCCUGAUGAACUGUCACUCUACAGUCUGGAUGUAGCCACUCCUGCUACUCCUUUAGAUUUUAACAUCCCAACAGACACUGGUCUCUCUUAGUAGACUGAGAGGAGUGAAAUCUGGCCAAGUGCAGUCCCCCAUUGGAGGGCUGAGGAUGCCGAGGAUGGCUGGAACUUAUUUAUACAGUAGACUGAAGUCUAUUGUGAACUGUGGCAAUAUGACUAAUAAGAAGUGGCAUGGCUAGUGGGGGACAAGUAGAAGACUACCAUGGAAUUCAUUACCUUUAUCCAGCUAACCAGUGGACAUUGAUUACUAAGGGAAGACUGGCAGCAGUGCAAUUUCUGCAAGAGCUAAAACACAUUCAAAAUCACACAGACCACAAACAUAUUUUGACCUUUUUUUGUUUUGUGUUUUGGUUUAAGGAAAAAAAUGUAUGUUUCUUUUGAGUCAUGAAUUCUACUGCUGAGUGUGUCCUCCCAGACAGAGAGACAGGUGAAAAAGAAAACAUCUAUAUUGAUACUUAAACUGUUUCUCUGUGUAAUUCUCUUUCAGUUUUCAACAAACAUGUUAGUGUUGGCAUUUUUUUUUUUUUUUCACGCAGUGGGUUGGGGAAGUGAUAGUCACCCUAUGGUGGUAGUGGUCCCACCUCAGAUAGAGGUAGCUUGAGUUUUCCAAAUAUGUUUGGAAAAAAAACUGAUAUCUCAGUAAUAAAGGACCAUACCAUAGUUUUCUGCCUGUUACAGCCCAUAAGCCUCAAGUUGUGUACACCAUAAAUUCUCAAAUAGUAGCCGGGGCCUUUAUUUUAGACUAUUUUAUUUUAGACUUUAGGCCUGCCACAAUAACUACUUAUGUGGGAUGAUUUAUCAUCCCAAAAAUAAAAUUGUGAUAAAUAAUAGUAACAGCAUUUUGAGACAAUUUUAUGUCACUGAUGUGAUGAUAAUAAAAUUAUAAUAACAUAAUAAUUCAACCGCUCCCUUUCAAAGAGCAAUGAACUUUUAUUUCUUAAGAAUAUUCAGACACUAAAUAUGAAACAUGUUUUUUAAAAACACCGUUAACACCUGCUGAUGUAAGACAGUAUCUACAGGAGAAAACACAACUUCAAAAUAAAAGCUCUGUUCAGGAAAUUCACUGUACUUCAAAAUAAAGUUGUUUUUGGUUUUUUGUUUUGUUUUGUUUUGGUUUUUUUUACAAAGUUGACAUGUUCUCAAGUCCAUUGCGGUCCACUCAUUAUGGACCAGCGACCCACUUUUGGACCCACCAGUUGGGAACCACUGUUCUAGAUGAUACUAAGGGCAUCCAGGGGAAUGUCCUGAGUACUUUGUCUACAUUUUCUGUUGCACAACUGAGAACACUACAAUAGAUUAAGCUCAUUUGGUUAUAAAAAAGAAAAAUGUUUUUGAGUCCACAAAAUCAGGCUCCCAUUCAGUGUCUGUGGAACAGCUCCAGACUUUAUACCCAUGACAUCACAAGUUUGAGACCUCCUUCUCUGGUACUGUAGCUCAUAUUCACAAAUAUUGAUUAAACUUUCCUAGGCUAUGGAAAUUGCAUAUUGGAAUUCUAAAUUUAGAUGGUGUUCUGGUGCAUGACACCCACAUUCAUAUUAAGGUUUACUUCGCCACAAACAAACUUUGGACCUCAAUUUUUCUCCAUCUUACAGUUUGGUUCUAUUUCUAAUGAGCAUGACAGCCUCAAGGAGCUGCUAGCCUGGCGGUAGGUAUACUCUUUGUCCUGUUAGUUAAUGGGCUGUAACAGGCAAAACCAGCAGUGGCAAUGCCACUUAGAGUUGAUUUAAGCAAGCCUUUAUUGCUUCUAAAUAUCUGAUGAAGAAACGCAACAACAUUUUUACAGCAGGCUUUCUAACAGUGGGGGUUCUUCCUUGUUUUCAUUGUUGUAUAUUUCUCCAAAGGCCUGUGAUGCCAAUAACUAAGCUUUUCUGGAUUUACAAUCAUUUCUACAUAGUCAGUGGAGAUAUACACAGUGAUUCUUGACUUUGUUAGGAAAACGGUACUACAGAGCCCAGAAGAUCAACGGUCCCCAUCCACAUGAAUUUAUUUUCUUUAUACUUCAUCAUGAUGUACCCUCUGUCCCUCAGCUGUUGACGGUAGUUCCAGACAUUAUAAGUACUUUGGGGGUCUAUAAGUGUUUGUAAGUGUGUUUGGAAAGAUUAUUAUUAAUAAUACUCUGCAAGAGAUUUAGCUGCAGUGACGUAUAAUGUACAUUCUAAUUGUUAUUGCAGCAAGGAUCAAGUUUUUACAGUUUCACCUGAUCUGUUCAUAGUUCAUGAAUAAGUGAGGGAAGAUUGGAUUGGAUAUAUUCAAAGUGCACUAAUAUCCUGUUAUGUUGUGUGCUACAAUGUAUGAAUCAUGUUUUCUGUGUUGCAAGUUGUGUUUUUCAGUUUCAGUCAAGAGCAUUAAUGCCCUAAGCUGUGUAUGGAAACAGAUAAUUCCUCAGAAGAACUUAUAGUAGUAAUGAUUUAGCCAUUCAGCUGACAUGUGAGGAGUGUGUUGAGAAUAAUCCAUCUAAAGCUACACUUAGAGUGCAGCAACGAGUUACAGGUAGCCAAUGCAGACUGAGGAGUAAGUAAGAAAUGCUUGUGGUUCUCAGACAAACAUGGCUGAUUACCCACAGGAAUGGGAUUUCAAAGGCCUGAGCCGAAGCCAUUACAGAAGCAAUUAAAGUGGGAUGCGCUGGAGGCCUGCAUGGGCUUUAGCUGCACUCCAGUGUUGCAGCCUAAUGAGGCCUAAUCUGGUGAGCUGGUCUAAUUAAAAGGGAGGGAGCUUUUUCCUGUGGGCACCAUGCAGCCAGCAGUUUGUGCUCUCCGUAGCUGUCUGAGGGGAAAAAGCAAGUCAGUAAAUGCAUUGUUUUCAUCCAUGAGAAGUUUGGUAUUCCUCCAUUCUCUGUCCAUUCAAAUUAAAACAUUUAACUUGA
Epinephelus lanceolatus (giant grouper) is the source of this 3863-nucleotide messenger RNA. It is a transcript of the gene lmo4la, whose product is annotated as LIM domain only 4a. The record is from RefSeq and is a predicted model, not a curated record. NCBI's taxonomy places the organism in Eukaryota, Metazoa, Chordata, Actinopteri, Perciformes, Serranidae.